Messenger RNA from Bombus huntii, 1706 nucleotides. RefSeq names its product malate dehydrogenase, cytoplasmic (gene Mdh1). The record is from RefSeq and is a predicted model, not a curated record. The transcript is spliced from 5 exons. Gene Ontology annotation, biological process: tricarboxylic acid cycle; malate metabolic process; oxaloacetate metabolic process. Gene Ontology annotation, cellular component: cytosol; mitochondrion. The coding region runs from base 398 to 1399 and encodes 333 amino acids. Lineage: Eukaryota; Metazoa; Arthropoda; Insecta; Hymenoptera; Apidae. Gene Ontology annotation, molecular function: L-malate dehydrogenase (NAD+) activity.
UAGGUCUCUAAUUUACUAAGCACGCACGAAGCCCUAAGUAUAUUCACAUAUAUGGAAAUAAAAACAGCGAAAAUUUAGUUUGUAUAUUAUUUCUAAUAAAAUAUUUACAUUUUUGGAUAAUAAUGUUAUAUUAAUCAUGUAAAAGAUUGCGUCUUUUUUAUAUACAUUAUAUAAUUUAUAAAUUAAAUACUGUAACGUUCUUAUCGAUUGAAAUAUGGAAUAACAUAAUUAGAAUACUUGGCCUCCAGUACUAUCAGUCGAAUUGAAAUCUAUCUUCCAGUUCAGUCGUCAUUACACCAAUCAUUUUAAUUGACCUCAAUCAGUCCUGGAGAGUUCGAUAAGCGUCUUCAGUUCUGUCAUUUGAGAACGAUAUUAUUAUAGGAAAUCAGCGUAAAAGAUGAGCGAGCCAAUAAAUGUGGUGGUUACGGGAGCUGCAGGGCAAAUUGCAUAUUCUUUAUUGUACCAGCUUGCUGCUGGUUCAGUUUUUGGUCCAAAUCAACCAAUAAAUCUUCGUUUAUUAGAUAUUCCUGUUAUGAUGAAAGUAUUGGAUGGAGUAGUUAUGGAAUUAGAAGACUUAGCUCUUCCACUUCUGAAAGAAGUUGUUCCUACAGCUGAUCCAAAUGUAGCCUUCAAAAACGUAGCUGCAGCCUUUCUUGUUGGAGCAAUGCCCCGAAAAGAAGGAAUGGAGAGAAAAGAUCUCCUAGCUGCUAAUGUAGAAAUUUUUAAAGUUCAAGGAGAAGCUCUAGACAAACAUGCUCGAAAAGAUGUUAAGGUCUUAGUUGUUGGCAAUCCUGCUAAUACAAAUGCCUUAAUUUGUUCUCAUUAUGCACCUUCUAUUCCAAAGCAAAAUUUUACUGCUAUGACUAGAUUGGAUCAAAAUCGUGCUCAAGCAGCUUUAGCAGCACGACUAAAUGUACAGGUUGAUAAAGUAAAAAAUGUUAUUAUCUGGGGCAAUCACAGUUCAACUCAAUAUCCUGAUGCAGCUCAUGCUACUGUAACCCUUCAAGGUUCCACUAAGCCAGUGCCUUCAGCCAUAAACAAUGAUAACUGGUUAAAUACUACUUUCGUGGAAACAAUUCAAAAACGUGGUGCAGCUGUGAUAGCUGCUAGAAAAAUGUCAUCUGCAAUGUCAGCUGCUAAAGCAGCUGGAGAUCACAUGAGAGAUUGGUGGUUGGGUACCAAACCAGGAGAAUGGGUUAGCAUGGGGGUGUUGUCUGAUGACAGUUAUGGAAUUCCAAGAGAUAUUGUGUUCUCUUUCCCAGUUACUAUAGAAAAUGGACAAUACAAAAUUGUUCAAGGACUUCCAAUCAGUGACUUUGCUAGAUCAAAAUUAAAUAUUACAUCCAAAGAAUUAGAAGAGGAACGUGCAGAAGCAAAUAAUGUGCUACACAAAAAGUGACUAAAAUCAGUAAAGUAUGGUACUGAGAGUGAUUUACUUGUUUCAGCAAAAUUAUAAAGAAUACAAAAAAAUUUUUAAUGGUAUGAAUUGUGAUAUGUAAUAUACUAUGGUUAUGGCCGUAUGAAAUUCAUGGUUUUAAGACACAAUAUGUUAGUAGUAUAUAUUGAUGAUACAUGAUGUGGGGUCUAAUGAGAUAUCUAUACAUCUUUCCUAACUAGUACAGGAAUUGUUAAAUACAUAUGUUUAUAUUCAUAAACUGUGUAAAACAUAUAACAAAUUAUAUUGAAAAACAUGUUAUAGUUUAUAA